AUGGAUGAAAUAGGUAUCGAAAUCACAAGAAAUGAGCCGACCUUUGAGUCCGUCGUGAGCGAGAAAGCUGCAUUCUAUCAUGACCUCCAUGAGGAGGAAGACCUUUAUCUGAAAUACAAGAAGCUCGCUCGCCACCUGGAAAUGCUUGAUAUACAAGAAAACUACAUCAAAGACGAGCAGGCCAACCUCAAGCGGGAACUCAUUCGGGCCCAAGAGGAGGUGAAGCGUAUUCAAUCCGUCCCACUGGUCAUCGGUCAAUUCCUGGAGCCUAUCGACCAACACACCGGCAUUGUCGGGUCCACUACUGGCUCAAAUUACGUCGUCCGAAUUUUAUCAACUCUUGACCGUGAACUACUCAAACCUUCUUCAUCCGUCGCCCUCCACCGACAUUCAAACGCCCUCGUCGAUAUUUUGCCUCCCGAGGCCGACUCCUCCAUUGCCAUGCUUGGGAAGGAGGAGAAACCUGAUGUGGCGUACGCUGAUGUUGGUGGGAUGGAUGCACAAAAGCAGGAAAUUCGGGAGGCGGUGGAGCUGCCCCUCACCCAUUUCGACCUGUACAAGAAGAUCGGCAUCGACCCACCCCGUGGUGUUUUGCUCUAUGGUCCACCUGGUACCGGCAAGACAAUGUUGGUAAAGGCGGUGGCACAUCAUACAACAGCUGCGUUCAUCCGCGUCGUGGGUAGCGAGUUUGUUCAAAAAUACUUGGGAGAGGGCCCGCGUAUGGUCCGUGACGUCUUUCGGCUGGCAAGAGAGAACUCUCCUGCAAUAAUCUUCAUCGACGAGAUUGAUGCUAUUGCCACAAAACGAUUCGAUGCACAGACGGGUGCUGAUCGUGAGGUCCAACGUAUUCUGCUAGAACUGUUGAAUCAGAUGGAUGGUUUUGAUCAAACUAGCAACGUAAAGGUUAUCAUGGCUACGAAUCGAGCGGAUACGCUCGACCCAGCGCUGCUGCGACCUGGUCGUCUAGACAGAAAGAUUGAAUUCCCUCUUCCAUCACGGCGAGAAAAGCGAUUGAUCUUCCAAACUGUGACCAAUAAAAUGAACCUUGGUCCAGACGUCGACCUGGAGGAUUAUGUUUCUCGACCAGACCGACUUUCAUCAGCAGAAAUUGCAUCCAUAGUGCAAGCUGCUGGUCUACAAGCCGUGCGGAAGAAUCGUUAUGUCAUUCUGCCUGUGGACUUUGAGGAGGCGUGGAAAGUAAGUUGUUUGGAUUUGUUUGCAACAAUCCACGUAACUAUAAAAACUCAACUUUUUUCUUGCAUCACAGCAAACAGUCAAACGGUCAGACGAGACACACGAGUUCUAUCGGUAGUUUGCAUUUUACUGCGUCUGUCCGAUCCUGCACGAAGGACUGGCGCCCAUUCAAAGGAGCAAUAUGAACCUCGUCCUACCCUUUUUCUUGCUCUUCGCAUGCCGUAUGGCAUCGCCCCAUGGUUGGACUUUUCUGAUUAUGCGGGCAUGGAGAUUUGA
Molecule: messenger RNA, 1470 nt
Organism: Laccaria bicolor S238N-H82
Lineage: Eukaryota; Fungi; Basidiomycota; Agaricomycetes; Agaricales; Hydnangiaceae
Exons: 8
Coding region: 1-1470 (489 amino acids)
Biological process (GO): proteasome-mediated ubiquitin-dependent protein catabolic process
Cellular component (GO): proteasome regulatory particle, base subcomplex
Molecular function (GO): ATP hydrolysis activity; ATP binding; proteasome-activating activity
Source: RefSeq, a predicted model, not a curated record